Messenger RNA from Hermetia illucens (black soldier fly), 3301 nucleotides. RefSeq lists its product as uncharacterized. Gene Ontology annotation, cellular component: extracellular region. The record is from RefSeq and is a predicted model, not a curated record. The coding region runs from base 1222 to 2988 and encodes 588 amino acids. Gene Ontology annotation, molecular function: chitin binding. NCBI's taxonomy places the organism in Eukaryota, Metazoa, Arthropoda, Insecta, Diptera, Stratiomyidae. The transcript is spliced from 6 exons.
UCAAGCAAGAUCGACACAGCUUGAGGCACCGUGGUAUCACCCGCUCGAUCCCAAAUCCGCGCUUAUUCGUCACACAAUAUCGUCGACUCGAUUGUGAAAAUACUGUGAAGAUUGGCGAAUAGUAAAAUUCCAUCUCGGAAAGCUUUUCUUCAUUUGUCGCGAUCUUAAGGAGAAGCUGUUUUCCUUGAGUUUGCAUGGGUGCAUCUUUGCCAGCGGCUCCACUAGCCUAGGCAUACCCAAGACUGGUAUAAGCCAUACAUCACGCUCAUACCAGCCAGAUACAGUGGAUGCUGAUAUCUAGUAGCACAAGUCUUGGAAUGAUUCAGUUCAUUCGUGGUGUGCGGACGCGGAUUGAUUUUCUUAAUUAUAUUGGAUCGAAAAACUUUUAAUCAGUCGCGAUCAGUUUGAAACAUCGUCUUGAGACUACGCGACGCUGACAUAGUGCGGGACUAUUUCGUGAUGUUACCUUUUGAUGGCAAAAAUUAUUGUUUCUAAAUUCUUGGAUAUUGUUUAUAAACAAUUGAACUUUUGAUUGGAAUUGAUUGGAGCGAAAGGUACCCUAUUUCUCAAUGACUUGUGGACUUUGCUGAAUGACCACAAAAGUGAUUAGAAGUGAUCGACUGGUCCAUGAUCUUUGAUUGUCUCGGGGGAACAGCAUUUAAAAUUUCAAUACCCAAGAUCAAAACGGAUCAGCGAUUCGAUUUAUUGCAUUUUACUUUGGAUAAAACUAAUAAAAUUCGAGUGAUAAUUGCCUGCCCCCGCCGGACAAGUGAUUCAUUUCAAUAAUUUAUGAGUGCUCAAUUAUUGCUAAUGAAUUUUAAGUCACAUUUUCCCCGACUUUUACGAAUAAUUAAAGAUACGCCGCUUUAAAAACAAACGGAGUGUAAGAAACUGCUUUGAUAGUAUUGAAAUAAGUCGAACCGAAUUAAACUUUUGUUGAGAAUUCUCAUCUUGCUCGCGGGCCGGUUGUUGUGCGAUUUUUCUACGAUUUCAUUGUGAUUCAAAUAAGUGCCCAAGUAAUCUAAAGUUUGGUGUGUGAUUUAACUGACAUUUAGUGAAAACAAGUUGUUCUUUCUUUUUGGUGUUCAUUUAGAUUACUUUUGGAGGAGGCACCGAGUAGAGUGAAACGUCAGCUGUUUGCGCUCUUGUGGGGAUUUUGGCUUGUUAAAUUUCAGUCUUGAGAAUCAAAGUCAACUGCUUUGGAGUCACAAUAACUUUAUAAUGACGUCACGUUGGAUCCUACAUACAGUUCUGGUGGUUUGGAUACUAUCCACCAUCUAUGUUGUCGCAGAUACAGAUACAGAAGAGGAACUUGACGCGAGUGCGAUAACUGGACAGAUGCCAAAUCCAGUCGGCGCAUCCCGUGUUUUCCCAAAAACUUCAUUUACAUGUAAAAAUCGACCAGCCGGAUAUUAUGCUGAUGUGGAGACAGGAUGUCAGGUCUAUCAUAUGUGCGAUGGCGUCGGAAGACAAUUUAGUUACGCUUGCCCAAAUACAACAUUGUUCCAACAAAGGAUGUUAAUUUGUGACCAUUGGUACAUGGUGAAUUGUUCAAGAGCUGAGGAUGAUUAUGCGGCAAACUUAUUAAUAGGUCAAAAGGAUAAGCCAUUUGUCCCUGAAGAAGAACAUCAACAGCGAACACCACGCCCAGACUUGUUGGAUCGGCCAUAUGCUCCCGAUUAUUCAGGCGAAUCAUUUAGGAACAAUUACAAGGACCUACCCCCCAUUCAAAAUCAUAUUUCUGAUUCAUUGAACUCGAAACAUCUGGGUAAACCAAUACCGACACGUUGGAGCCUCAAGAACUCAUUGAAGUCAAAAGAAAAUUCGAUACACACAAACCGACGAAGUGACAAUAUUGACCACGAAAAUGAUCUUGGUACUAGUUUCAGCUCUCGCUACAACAGUACAGGUGAUGUUUCAAGCGAGCUUAAUAUUGAUUCUCAUCCUCAUAAAACGACCGACUCCAAUACUAUCAUUGAGCCGAACCAAAGCAUUCCAGUGAAGGUUCCCUCGAAAAUUUACGAGCCACCAUUCUUGCAUCCCAUUUAUAAUCUAAAUUAUACGGAAGAAUUGACGACAACAACUACAACAAAAUUGUCAACUACACCCACAACCACUGAAGCGACAACGACUAUAAUUACAACGGAGCAAACAUUCCCCACUGAAAUAGUUUCAACUACUUUUGCAGGUCAGCCGUUUGAAUUGGCCAAUUCUAUUGCUCCCACUGCUCCUGAGGCCCAAACUUCGCGAAACGAAGCUAAAAACAAUUAUGAUUUUUCUGACUUAGUACAGCAACAAAACCCAAUCACUGAACGGCAAGAACCAUCUUUCCGUCCAACCAUUUCGAGAAAAACAACUACAAUUAGUGACCGUAUUGAAGACAAUUUUACUGGUCCUUCACAAGCAUUUGAGUCAAGGAAAAAAGAGAAGACACCUUUAGGAUUACCUAUUGAGUCUGCAAAAUCAGAUGUACCAAUCCCGCCCCGCGACUUGCUUCCUCCUUUCAGAGAGUAUGUAGUUCACGACGUUGCUACCACUCAAGGCCCACCAAUCUACUAUGAAUGGAAGACCCCAUCUGACAGCUUAGAACCACCAAAAUUACCUGGAGAAAAAGACAGUCACGCCGAUUUACCAAGUGCUGCUUCAGAGGUCUCAACGGCAUCUCCUUCUUUUUCACACAAUCCAUUCCUGUCCUCUCUCUUACGUACGAAAAACUCCCCAUCUGACGAUAAACCAUCUGGACGUUCGGGAGAAUCGGACGUUGCAACUUCAUCGGAAAGCAGUAGGAACUCUUUCAAAAGAUUAGUUCCUGAACUUCCAUCAGACGAAAGAAUUGAGGAACUUCAACGAGAACUUCUUAUUCCUGAUUUCCUCUUCCCCUUGGAAAAUGAAGGACGCACGGGUUAUGAGCUCGAUGAUACCCUUGACUCGUUCCAAUUGAAAAUUCCACGGAAACGUAAUAUAAAACGCCAAACGCGACGCAGUUGAACGGAAAGAUGUCAGCAAUAGUAGGCUAUAAAUUUAGCUAUUUUAAGAAUGUUAUUGCCUAGAUUUAAGAUUUUGUAACUCUAACUUCCCAUAAAAUUUCCCAACUUUCAUGUACGAUGGACUCUCUAUACAUCCUGAACUAAGUUCCUUGCCUCAGUUGCUCCGCAGCUAUAUUUUCUAAAAAGGACCUUCUUUUGUACUAUUUAAUUUCAUUCGUAGUUUUAUAGACAAUUUUGUAAAUAUCGUUUUUCAAUCAGCUAAGAUCGGAUUUUUACGAUUUUUUAGUUUUUACAGAUUUUAAAUAAAAAAUUAA